UUAGCACAAUAUUAUUAUGGAUUCUCUUUUAGUCUCAAUUUAUUCAAUUGCCUUAAUCCUCUUAGGAGCUUAUCUAAUACUACGUCGGAGAUAUUCCUAUUGGGCAGACCGUGGUGUUUUGCACGAUAAACCGAAACUUAUUUUUGGCAAUAUUCGCGAGUUCGGACGUACCAAGGCCCUUUUUAUUAUUAUUCGGGAAUAUUAUAUGAAAUACAAAGGAAAAGCAAAAUAUGUUGGUUUUUAUCUAUUUAUACGACGUACAAUACUUAUACUUGAUUUGGAACUUAUAAAAAAUGUGCUUAUCAAGGAUUAUGAGUACUUUCCCAAUCGUGGAACUUAUUAUAAUGAGAAGGAUGAUCCGAUAUCAGCAAGUAUAAUGCAUUUGGAUUAUGAAAAAUGGCGAAAUAUGCGUGUUAAACUUACUCCGACAUUUACUUCGGGAAAAAUGAAAUUUAUGUUUCCAACUGUGGUUGAUGUUGCCACCCAAUUAGUUGAAGUUAUGAGAGAUGCACAUGAAUCCGGUUCAUUUGAAAUGGGUAUUGAGUUUGAAGAUAUAAUAGCACGAUAUGCAGUAGAUGUCAUCGGAAGUGUUGCUUUCGGUUUAAGUUGUAAUAGUCUCAAGAAUCCUGAAGCAGAAUUUAAAGUGAUGGGUGAAAAAGGUUUUCCUUGCAAACAUAAUUGGUUAGUGCACUCAUUUAUGAACUCAUAUCCGAAUUUAGCAAGAAAAUUAGGUGUGAAAUAUCAUUUCGAUGAUGUUGGAGAAUUUUUUUUACGAAUUGUUCGUGAAACUGUAACAUAUCGUGAGAAGACUGGAACACAACGAAAGGACUUCUUAAACCUGCUUAUAGAUUUAAAAAAUUCAGAUACGGCAGAUCCUAUAACUAUGGAACAGAUAACAGCACAAGCAUAUGUAUUUUUCACUGCCGGAUUUGAAACGAGUUCAUGUACAAUGAGUUUUUGUCUAUAUGAAUUGGCUCUGAAUCAAAUGGUGCAGAAUAAACUUAGAGAGGAAGUUAUGGAAGUACUUACACGUUAUGAAGGAAAAUUUACAUAUGAAGCAAUGAAUGAAAUGAAAUAUAUGGAAAAGGUUUUAAAUGAAACUAUGCGAAAGUACUCUAUUGUACCAUUUACAUUACGCAGAGCAAUUAAGGAUUAUGUUAUACCGAAUACAAAUCAUGUGAUUGAAAAAGGUAUGGAUGUAGUGAUACCUAUCGAUGCAUUGCAUUAUGAUCCAGAAUAUUUUCCAAAUCCAGAAGAGUUUAAUCCAGAACGAUUUUCUGCAUCGGAAGUGGAAAAACGUGACUCAAUGUCUUAUAUACCCUUUGGCGAUGGACCUCGUAUUUGUAUUGGUAUUAGGUUUAGUAGAUUGGUUAUUAUGAUUGGUUUAGUAAUGAUAUUGCGGAAUUAUCGUAUUUUGCCAACGAAGAAAACUGAAAUUCCUCUUCAAUUUAGCCUUCGUAAAUUUUUCAUGGGUAGUAGAAAUGGAAUUUAUUUGAGAACCGAGAAAAUUUCUUAAAUUUAAAGGGUGAAUGCAAGACUGUAUUCUGUUAAGUUUAUGUUAAUGUUGUAUUAUAAUAAAAAUUUUAUAAAAGUAUCCUCUUCAAUAAACCUUUGCAGGAUGCAUGUACUGUCCUAAUAAAAAUUUUGUUUGUAAA
Teleopsis dalmanni is the source of this 1655-nucleotide messenger RNA. Its product is annotated as probable cytochrome P450 6a13. NCBI's taxonomy places the organism in Eukaryota, Metazoa, Arthropoda, Insecta, Diptera, Diopsidae. The coding region runs from base 17 to 1516 and encodes 499 amino acids. The record is from RefSeq and is a predicted model, not a curated record. The transcript is spliced from 2 exons. Gene Ontology annotation, molecular function: heme binding; oxidoreductase activity, acting on paired donors, with incorporation or reduction of molecular oxygen; iron ion binding.